AUGUCGUCGAGCAAGACCUCGCAGCAGUCUGCGCCACCCCCGCAAAGCAGUAAGAUGCCGACUGAGAUGGAAAUCCCGCGCGACCAGGACGCCCUGAAGCGCGCCUCUUCGCCAAUCGCCACGCUGUCCAGCCACGUCGACCCUUACCCGCACUACAUCAUGUCGGGAGCCUGUGCUGGUGGCGGCCUCUACGCCUACAACACGCUGAGGAACCCCCGGGUGGCGGCCAUGGCGGGAGCCUUCUCCCUGGCGUACCUGUUCGCCGGUCGCCUGUUGGUGACCGGGCACCCGCAGCUUGGGUACGACAUCGGCACCAUCACCUCCGUGGGUCUGCUGGCCACCGCUCUGCCAGCUGCUCGCGCCACCGGCGACACGUAUUCGGUGGCCAUGUCCGCCAUGGGGGGCAUCUCGGUUUUGGCGAACCUGCUGAAGAGCUACCAACAGCGCACUGGCCUGCCACACGAAAUGCACGAGAAGACGUACGUGCCAUCGUACUUUGCUUUUGCCAACGUGUUAAGUGCCCAGGAGCCCCUAGCAGUUGCUGCACAGCCCUCAACUGCACAUCCCGCGGUUCGCAAUGACCGUUAG
Messenger RNA from Volvox carteri f. nagariensis, 588 nucleotides. RefSeq lists its product as uncharacterized. Lineage: Eukaryota; Viridiplantae; Chlorophyta; Chlorophyceae; Chlamydomonadales; Volvocaceae. The record is from RefSeq and is a predicted model, not a curated record. The transcript has 6 exons. Bases 1 to 588 code for a protein of 195 amino acids.